Messenger RNA from Helicoverpa armigera (cotton bollworm), 1725 nucleotides. RefSeq lists its product as uncharacterized. Bases 83 to 1075 code for a protein of 330 amino acids. Lineage: Eukaryota; Metazoa; Arthropoda; Insecta; Lepidoptera; Noctuidae. Gene Ontology annotation, cellular component: membrane. The record is from RefSeq and is a predicted model, not a curated record. The transcript has 6 exons. Gene Ontology annotation, molecular function: phosphatidylinositol bisphosphate binding.
UAGGGUCAAGGUGAUUGCAAGCGAGACUGCGCAUGAGUCAGUGUUCAGGCAACGGCCGCGGUUGCCAGCUGUCAACAUCGGGAUGUCACCAGCAGCGUCGUUUGCUCAACGAUGGGCGCGUGACAACCUCACCAGGGACCCCUCACAGGAAGAGCUGGUAGUCCUGGGGCUGUUCCUCAUCAGCUGCCAGGGUAACGAGGUGGAGGCAGCCAAGAGAGCGAGGAGAUACUACACGGCGAGAGGCCCCGGAGGACUGACGGAGUUGUGGCAGAAGAGGCACCCGGAUGAUGAAGAGAUUCUGUCUAGUUGUCAGGAUGUAUACAUAGUGCCACUCAGAACUCGAAGCCAGGGCGGCAGGAGAGUAACUCUGUUGCGGCUACCAGCUCCAGGGUCUCUGAACCGACCGCUAUCAACCCAGGCCUUGCUAUCACGAUGGCUCAUGAUAUUGGAUAUCAGACUCCGUGAAGAUCCGACUCCUGGUGAAGAAGUCAUCUUCAUAGACGUGAGCGAUCUUCAACCAGGACACAUCAAGAACCACUUCAGAGGCACCUAUUGGAAAGAUUUCAUUUGGUGUAUGAAGAACGCCUACCCCCUACGGAUCUCACAAGUCCAUAUCUUCAACACACAACGCUUGAAGACCCUCUCCCUCCUUCUCCUACACGUCGGCAUGUACCCUUGGAGACGCAAGGUGGUCCGGCUCCAUGGAACUGCGGACAGGAUUGAGGAUGCUCUGGGCUCUGAUCGGUAUCCUGUCGAUGGGCUGCCGUAUGAGUAUGGAGGGAGGGCUGGGAUGAUGAAGGAUCUUAAUGAUGAAUGGACAAAGAAACUCCUACUCAACUCAAAAUGGCUUCAAACAGAAGAACGCAAAUUCUACGACACUGAUCUCAAGCCCGAGGCACGAGCGCGCAUGCGUCAUCGAAGUGCUGUCCGUACCUUGCGCGGGAGCAAUGGGUCGUACGACAUAGUGACACGCACACAUUCGUGCAAGGCGUACAUACAUGAUGACUUGGAUGAAGGCACCCAUGGUGCUUACAGGACUUUGAAAGUGAUUGAUCAUAGCUGUUUGGAUGUGUGAUUUUUGUGAUAGGUCAAAAAAUGUAAUAACAAUAUAAUAUAACACUUUACAAAUACACACACUAUAUAUACAAACUUAUACCUAUACUAUCUUUGGAAAUUAAAAUAAUAUAUAGGUACAUAUACUAUACUUAUAUAGAUAUAAGUUAGUAUAUAUUGUGUCUAUCACAUUGAAAUGUAUGAGAUUAACCCCGCUUUCACGGGUUACCGAAAAAUUUUCUAUAUGUAUUUAUUUGAUACUGAAUGCUGUCUUUCAGAUAAGCGUGGGUUGCACCAUUUAACUACAACGAUGACCAGAACACAAACCGCAAUCAAAUCGACGAAAACUUUUCAUAUCAUUUAUUUGACGGCUGGUUAAAUGGUGCAACUUACCCUAAUGUUUUUUGGGUAUAGGAUGGACCAUGUAACGAGAUAUAACGAUUAACCGAAACAGACGCCGACAUGACCAAUUAUUGGUAGUAAGUAAACGACUGGUUAUGGUUUGGUCAUCGUUAUAGUAAAAUGGUGUGACUCAUCCUUUCAUAAAUAUUUAAAAAUAAUACAAUUUGUACCUAAAUAAAAUGAUAAUAAGAAUACUCAGAUGUAUAGAGAGAUGAAUAUUUCGUUUUGUUAACACUAAAAAAAUCUUUUUUACCUACUUAACUGUGAUUU